CCAAAUAUUAUUAACUGAGUAAAAACCCUAGAGGAAAGCUUACCUUCUUCUCACCGACUUCUAAAACCGGAAGACACUUUGGUUCCUUCGUCAGUACGAAAAUGGAGCUCUCCACAGUCACCACCAUCACUCACCUCCCUCCGACCACCAGCCGCCACGUAUAUCUAACGGGAAACACUUCCCCCGUGAGUCGAAUCUCACUCCCUCCCCAGGGAAACGUUCCAUCUCUCCGUCUUCAGUCCCACACGUUGCGAUGUGCGAGAAAGUUUCCAGGAGAAACAGUGUCUGAAGACACGUCAACGGGAGUUAAUGAGUUUGUUCUUGAGAAGCCUGGAGUAGUUGCAGACAAAGAGGAUAACUUUACUAGUGAAGCUCAAGCUGAAGACGAGCAAACUCAAGCCUCCUUAGAGUUCUUGAACGAUAUCAAGCUGGACUCAGACAACACUUAUUCAAUCGUUCUCUAUGGGUUUGGUGGGAUACUUGCUAUCUACUUGACUUCUGCAAUCGUUGGUUCACUCGAAUCAGUCCCUCUGUUACCUAAGCUGAUGGAAGUGGUUGGUCUCGGAUACACACUCUGGUUCACUACACGUUACUUGCUAUUCAAGAGUAACAGAGAAGAACUCAAGACAAAGAUUAGUGAAAUCAAAAAGCAAGUUCUUGGCUCUGAUAGUGAUUGAGUAUUUCGGUUUUUUUCUUUUGUUUUUGCUUGCUUGCUUGUGUAGAAUGAAAAAGAAAACUUGUUUGCCUUCCCACUGAACUGUUGUUAGGAAAAAAUAGUUGGUCGUUGUUUUUUGGUUCAGAGUGUUGAAGAACAUCUUUUGAUACAUAUAGAAGAGUUUUUAGAAAAUGAAUGUGGUGGAGUGAGGAAAGGAAGAUUACUUGUUUAA
Molecule: messenger RNA, 887 nt
Organism: Brassica rapa (field mustard)
Lineage: Eukaryota; Viridiplantae; Streptophyta; Magnoliopsida; Brassicales; Brassicaceae
Product: protein CURVATURE THYLAKOID 1D, chloroplastic
Cellular component (GO): thylakoid; chloroplast thylakoid membrane
Source: RefSeq, a predicted model, not a curated record